Messenger RNA from Exaiptasia diaphana, 1225 nucleotides. Its product is annotated as coatomer subunit gamma-2. The record is from RefSeq and is a predicted model, not a curated record. Lineage: Eukaryota; Metazoa; Cnidaria; Anthozoa; Actiniaria; Aiptasiidae. Gene Ontology annotation, biological process: protein secretion; organelle transport along microtubule; intra-Golgi vesicle-mediated transport. Gene Ontology annotation, cellular component: Golgi membrane; endoplasmic reticulum-Golgi intermediate compartment; COPI vesicle coat.
ACAUUUGUGUUCAUAUUUUUCAGUGUUCUGCAUUGAAUGUUAUCACUGCAAAGGAAGCGAAUUAACAGAAGCAAGAUGCGCAGAUAACUACACGUUACAGACCUGUGGUUCAAGCCCUGAUGGCAAGGCCUACAACGCUUGUUUUUCCCACAAUAUAACGUACAAUAUGCCAAUAUUUGGGAUUCGUUAUAAAGAGGAAAAAGGCUGUACUAUUGCCAUGGAACACUGUGAUUUCUUACGAACAAUCUACUGCGGCGAUGACUCAAAUGUUGUUGUGAAUUGUUCAUUCAAUUGCUGUGACAACAAUCGAUGUAAUUUGGGGCAUUUAACGCCAGUUGAUGGGGAUCCGACCACGCCCGAUGAAAUGACGUCGAGAUUUCCUAUGGAUCCCAGGACCUUUCCAAGUUAUCGGGCAUCGAGUACACAGCAAACCCAAAGCUCCACUGAUCAUGAAAUGAAAACGCCGAUUGUUGAAAGCAAAGGGUGUGAAUUGCAUUCAGAAUUAUGGCUAAAAAUAUUGUUUAGUUUGAUAGUAAUGAAAUAUUAUUGAGAAAUAUUAAAAGAAAAUUCAUAUUACAAUAUUGUUAAUGGUCUCUUGAUUUUCAAGACUAUUAAGGAAAGGGAAAACAAGGAGGAAAAAAAAAAAGAAAAAAAAAAUGAAAAUGACCUUGUUUUUGGGGCUCACUAAAAAUUGGGAUCCCUGUGCCAUUCAUUCCCAGUCUUCCAACAAGGCAGCACACUAAAACGAGGCCGUCUCUGCCACGUCGCCAUUACAAAUUCAUCAUACUUUCACGAAAACCUUAAAAAAUUGGUGAUUUAAAGCAAGAUGCAGUAUCUCAGACGCGAUAAAAAAGAUGAGGAAGAAUCUCUUGUGAACCCCUUCCAGAACAUCGACAAAGGAGUUGUGUUACAAGAGUGCCGUGUUUUCAAUGAAACACCGAUCAAUGUCAGGAAAUGCAUUCACAUUUUGACCAAGAUUCUGUACUUGACUAAUCAGGGAGCUCACCUUGGUACUACGGAAGCUACRGAGGCAUUCUUUGCCAUGACAAAGCUCUUCCAAUCAAAGGAUCUUAUGCUGAGGAGAAUGGUUUACUUGGCUAUUAAAGAGUUGGCAUCAAUUGCCGAAGAUGUUAUCAUUGUCACUAGCAGCUUGACAAAGGACAUGACUGGCAAAGAGGAUAUGUUUAGAGGAAGUGCCAUCAGGGCUCUAUGCAAAAUAACUGAU